Caenorhabditis elegans is the source of this 654-nucleotide messenger RNA. The record is from the annotation of a RefSeq genome assembly. NCBI's taxonomy places the organism in Eukaryota, Metazoa, Nematoda, Chromadorea, Rhabditida, Rhabditidae.
AUGUUUAUUUCAUUUAGACUUUUGCCGACUAAUGCCUCUUAUGAGAUUGGAAAAAUAAGUACAUCAAAUGCAAAUUAUUAUUGGAAUAAUUUAGUUUACUAUUUUCUUUGCAUUACAGUAAUCCCUGCCUAUAUUCCUAUUUUGAUAUGUAUUUUGAAAUCAAGAAAAGUUUUGGCAACAUUUCAGACAACAUUUUACACUAUUUUAAUUCAGCAUUGCACAGUUGAUAUUUUUGCGUUGUCGUUUUAUGGAUUAAUGCGGGUAUCAUUUGUACUAAUUCCACAUAUUUUAUACGAGUUUCGAGAUUGUGGAAUUGCAGCAGUUCGGUACAAUGGCAUUUACUGGUUUAUCAAUAUUCGUUGCUAUGGAAUAACAUUAAUGACUGUUCAACGAUAUUUCGUUAUAACAAAGACUGCUGAUAGAAGUACUUUGUUUAUGCAGUCGUUGAAACCGUGGAAAAUUGUUUUAAUUUACUGGGUUCCUCCAAUUAUUUUCAGUGCAACAUUUUAUUUGAAUAUAAGAAUAACCUAUGAUUCUCCAGUGAAAAUGACGUAUAGUAUGGAUCCAAGUUAUAUCACGAGAUCAACCAGAACAGCAUUUUUCUACAUUUUGACUUGUUAUAUGAUUUGUCUGUAUCUCCACAAUCGAAUGUAA